Aphanomyces astaci is the source of this 815-nucleotide messenger RNA. RefSeq lists its product as hypothetical. The transcript has 2 exons. The record is from RefSeq and is a predicted model, not a curated record. The coding region runs from base 263 to 586 and encodes 107 amino acids. Lineage: Eukaryota; Oomycota; Saprolegniomycetes; Saprolegniales; Verrucalvaceae.
GGUGAUUUGCCGUGACCUUUCGACUUGGAUCCGAAUUGAGCCUUAUGCGGAUACAAUUCCGGAUAAGAUUGCUCUGACUGGUCCGUCGUGGGCGGCCAAAUACACGCAACCCCAUUGGAGCGUAUACCUUUGUCGUGAAGUGCGAUUGGCGAAUUUUAUACCUUGUAUUCAGUAAGCCAUACAAAUACCCAGUGAAAAUACUCCAGCCCCUUCGUCACCGUCAGUUGACCUCACCUUUCUUGACGAAAAGCACCCUGACAAGAUGAGCUCUGCCACCGCCAAGGAACUCCAAGCUGAAUACCAAGCUGCCCGCGUGCAGACCAAGAACUGGAUCCAAAACGCGAAGAAGUCCAUUGCCGUGCGCAACGCCGCUGGUCCUCCCACCGGCCCCGCCCAGUUCAUCCAGCGCUUUGCGUACAACUACGGCACCCGCCACGUGCACACCAACUCGGUGGCCCCCCUUGUUCACAUCCUCCUCAUUGUCGGCGCGACUGGGAUCACCACGGCCUACUUGGGUCGCCACCGCAACAAGCAUGCUGCCCAAGCCGCCAAGAAGGGUGACCACCACGAUGCCCACCACCAUUAAGUAGUUCCUGGACACGUGUCGAAAUAGCACUACUGUUGCUCUUGAUCGACGAUGGUAACGCCGCAAAACCCGAUGUAGAUGAGUCAAAGCAUGCGUGGGUGUUAUAACAUGAUGAUGCCAAUACAUGCAAGAUUCUCACCACAAUCACACCUCUUGUCCAUGACGUCACAGCUCAGGGCACUUCCAGCACAAUUCCGUUGAUCACCCAUGACGACCAACCAAAGCGCGU